AAGGUGAAGCCAAGCAAGAUAAACGGCGGACGAGGGGGCUGCUCGCAGCUCACAAUGCCCGAGCGCAUCCCCUGGUGAGAGCUCGCGGCCAGCAGCGAAGGCGACGCGGAGGAGCGCGAGGAGCCGGAGCGGGAGCGGGAGCCGGCGGAGGAGCCCGGCGGGCAGCAUGGAGCGGGCGCUCAGCCUGGCCGCGGAGGAGGACUUGUUCCACAAGAGUCUCGGCGCCUCGGCCACGAGGAUGGAGGCCGCCUUCCGCGCGCCCCCGGGGCUCGACCUGAGCCACCCGCGCGAGCGCCAGCCCUCGCCCCUCAGCUGCUUCGAGCCGGGCGAGGCGGAGGGGCUGCUGCAGCCCGGGGCGGCGCUGGGGGCCGGCGACCCCCUGGCGCUGCCGGCCGGCUCGGUGUGCGGCAAGUACGGCGAGAGCACCAGCCGCAGCUCGGUGGCGGAGAGCAGCGGCGGCGAGCAGAGCCCCGACGACGACAGCGACGGGCGCUGCGAGCUGGUGCUGCGCGGGGGAGACCCGCGGGCCGCCUCGCCCGGGGCGGGGGGCGCCGGGGGGGGGCUGAAGGCGGCCGAGGGCGGCUGCUCCAACAGCCACGGCCUGGGCGGGAGCAAGAAGUCGAAGGAGCAGAAGGCGCUGCGGCUCAACAUCAACGCCCGCGAGCGGCGGCGGAUGCACGACCUGAACGACGCGCUGGACGAGCUGCGGGCGGUGAUCCCCUACGCGCACAGCCCCUCGGUGCGGAAGCUCUCCAAGAUCGCCACGCUGCUGCUGGCCAAGAACUACAUCCUCAUGCAGGCGCAGGCUCUGGAGGAGAUGCGGCGCCUGGUGGCUUAUCUCAACCAGGGCCAGGCCAUCUCGGCCGCCUCCCUGCCCAGCUCGGCGGCGGCAGCGGCGGCCGCGGCCGCCGCCUUGCACCCAGCCCUCGGUGCCUACGAGCCGGCGGCCGGCUACCCCUUCAGCGCCGGCCUGCCCCCUGCCAGCUCCUGCCCGGAGAAAUGUGCCAUUUUCAACAGCGUCUCCUCCAGCCUCUGCAAACAGUGCACGGAGAAGCCUUAAAGCCCCGGGCAGGGCAAGGAGCUGGCCGGGAGGGACUCGGGGCAAGGACUUAAGCUAAAUCCUCCGUUUCUCGUGGUUAUUAGGCUUAUGGGUUUUUUUCCUUUUUUGGAAAGGGCCGGGGGUGGGCUUGGGGGCUUUCCUCGUGGAAGUGGUGACUUGAUCGCAACCAAGACCUCAGCGAAGUAAAAAAUCGCAAUUGUGUGUGUGUGCGCGCGUGUGUGUGUGGGGACACAGAGAGGCUGAGAAAUAGCAGCCGGGGGAGGAAAAAGGAAGCCCCCCCCUCGGCUGAUGUAUUUAAAUCUCGCUUAGUGGGACUCGGGGACUCUGCCCCAGCGAGCUGAGGACCGGGGGUGGCUGGCUGGGGUGCGGGCGGCGGGGGCUCCGGCUGCAUGGUCAUUCAGACAAAUCAGAAGGGGCACUUGCAACCAAUUGUUUCGAUGCUGAGCCAGGCGCCAAACUAACUUGAAAUGUAGACUUCUUAUUUAAACGAAACCAAGAGACUGAACCAUUGCUAUGAAAGACUGACUUGUAUUUUUUAUUGUCUCUGAACUUUGAUCCUGUGAAAAUGCGCGAAGUUUUGGCGAGAGUGAUUUAAAGAGAGAAAAACUAACACCCUACUCCGUGUGGCUGAAAGUAUUGCAUUUUUAAAACAAAUAUUUAUGUGCACCUUGUUUCUUUCCACGUUGCAAUGAUGUAUAAACAAGACAUGAUAUUUAUUUGUUCUUCUUUCAAGGACCCUUCCAUGCCAACAAUAUUUAUCAUGUGUUAAGGUCACGGGUCUUAUGUGCAGUUUUUUUUUAAAUGCUUCUAAAAUUCUGUUUUAUGGAUUAACUAAAACUGUGUGCCAAGUGUUUAAAACGUUUAUUUGCCAACAACGUAUACGCAGAACUAUUGCUGUAUCGAAGCUGCUUAGGUUUAUGAAAGGUCGUCUGGAUUUUAAGUUGCAUCAUCCCUGUAUUUAAAUUGAGCUUUAAUAAAUUGCUUCAGUCCAAAAAUCACAGGAAAGGUGUAUUCUUAAUUCUCAAUUAACUGACUUUUUAAAAAGGGGUCUCUUUGCAUUAUAAAGGGUAAUAGCUAUUUACUUUUACAAGGCAUCAAAGCAAUAGCUCCUAUGGGGUGGGAGGGGGGAAGGAAGACACUUGCCAAGCUCAUGUGUUUCCAGGCGCUGAUCUCUUUUAUUAUUAUUUUAUUUAUUUUUCAAAAGGUAUAGAUUAAUUUACAGACAUAUUGAGAGCAAUUAAAUUAACGGUGGAUGAUUAUUGAAAUUGAAAUACUUUGGGUUGAUUUACAGAAGGCCUGAAAUCUUUUUUUUUAAUCUAAGGAAAAAUAAAAUAGGGACAAGAGCAAAAAGUGUCUCUGUACCCAAAGUGAGCUUUCAGUCUGAGUUUGCAUGGCUGGGUGGCUCUCUGCCAUUUGUAAAUCAAGAUAUUCUCUUCCCCCCCCCCCCUUCAAAAAGGAGUCCUGCUCUUUUCCACUACUUGCAGAUAAUACAAAUUCGGACUGUCAGGUUGGAUGGCAAAAUAGGAGCCGUGAUGGAUCUGUUGGCAGGUCAUGGAUGUGUAAAGAGUGAUAUAUAUUAAAUAGGUCAAUCAGAUGAUGACAGCAAUGUACGAUCGUUUGUAUGUGUAUUUAUGUCGGAAAGAAUCUUUAUUAAAAUAUUUUCAACAA
Messenger RNA from Mauremys reevesii (Reeves's turtle), 2728 nucleotides. RefSeq names its product basic helix-loop-helix family member e22 (gene BHLHE22). Gene Ontology annotation, molecular function: protein dimerization activity. The coding region runs from base 167 to 1060 and encodes 297 amino acids. The record is from RefSeq and is a predicted model, not a curated record. NCBI's taxonomy places the organism in Eukaryota, Metazoa, Chordata, Testudines, Geoemydidae. The transcript has a single exon.